ACCGCAACAAAUCCUCCAUCUUCCUUAUAACCCAGCCUCAUAAAUAGAGGGAAGUAGUUACCCUCUUGUUUUCAACACUUAGAUAGUGGUCCAGUGGGUCCUAGCAUAAACGCCCCAGAAUACGAAUAUCUAAAACUAUGGCAACGAAUACAUCCCCUCAACAGCCCCGCGGCAGGCUCCGCGAUGUCAUACCAGAAGCACAUCUCGGGUUCUGGUCACCUGGUCCUAAAAAUGGCAUCACAGAUGUCUCAGGCGUCCUUGCCCACACGACCACUAUUCGUGAUGAGAGCGGUCAAAUCAACACAGGAUUAACCACCAUCCUCCCUCGGAGAGACUGGUUCCACAAGGCCUGUCAUGCCGGCGUCUUCCGUCUCAACGGAUCUGGAGAAAUGACUGGGACACACUGGAUCGAAGAAAGCGGUCUCUUGCACUCGCCCAUUCUCAUCACCAACAGCUUUGCCGUUGGGCAGUGUUAUACCGGCAUCUACAAGUACGCAAUUGAACAUUAUGGAAAAGGCGAGGAGGGCAUCGAUUGGUUUCUACUUCCAGUCGUCGCUGAGACGUUUGACGGGCAUCUCAACGAUCUGAGACGGUUUGCUGUGACGCCGGAGCACGUAGUGCACGCCAUCGCCAAUGCCUCCGAGGAGCCAAUUGCUGAGGGCAACGUGGGCGGCGGGACAGGUAUGCUGUGCCAUGGGGGCAAAGGCGGUACCGGAACCAGCAGUAGGAUCGUGCCCGGGCAGAACGAGACGUCUUAUACGGUUGCCGCUCUUGUCCAGGCCAACUACGGGAGACUACAGCAUCUGCACAUAUCAGGCGUCCCAGUCGGACGAAUCCUACAAAAGAGAAGGGCAAAAGACGAAGCCGCCGCUGCUCAUGACAAAGCGUACAACGACGCAAAAGACAAGAAAGACGGGUCCAUUAUCGUCAUACUAGCCACGGAUGCACCGCUUCUUCCUGGCCAGCUCCAGCGAUUGGCCAAGCGAGCGACCAUAGGCCUUGCGCGAGUGGGCAGCUACGCUCACAACCCCUCCGGUGAUCUAUUUCUUGCAUUUUCUACGGCUGCUGAGAUCCCUGUGCAGCCAGUCCCUGGCGAGGAUAGAGUCAUUGAUCCUUUCAAACCUGAGCUGAUUGAUGUGGAGGCGACUGAUAACAAGACUAUCAACGGGCUUUUUGAAGCAGCGGCUGAUGCUACGGAGGAGGCUAUAUAUAAUGCGCUUUGUAUGGCUGAGACGAUGACGGGCAAUAUGGGCCGGACGGUGGAAGCCCUGCCGUUGCAAGCUACCAGGGAGAUUAUUGCCAAAUUCAAGGAGGCUGAGGAUUCAUUCGAGUAGACGGUGGAAGUAGUAUAUAGAUUGAGGAGGUAACCUGUUCAGUGUUCUUUUAAACCAAUCAGCUUGUUCAACCUAUUCAAGUCAGAAUAGUAACUCUCGUUGUUAGUGUCGGCAGAUCGGACCAGGUUGUUGAGCUUGGAUGCCGAUUACGUGGAUGUUUAUGCAGGCUUGGUCGAAACGUUUUCUAGGGCGCACUGUAUGCAGUAGUUUAGACGCUGGGUGUUUCACCUCGAGGAGAUCCAAGAAACGGAAUGCACAGCCACAUAAAAUAAGGAGAAUAUUGUCCAAAGAUCAGUUGGAAACUACCCGGGAGCUGUUGGCCAAUGACUGAUGUUCGUCAGGGUUGGGCUGUAUCGUGAACAAGAUCAAGGUUGGCAG
Fusarium verticillioides 7600 is the source of this 1712-nucleotide messenger RNA. Its product is annotated as D-aminopeptidase. The coding region runs from base 138 to 1334 and encodes 398 amino acids. The record is from RefSeq and is a predicted model, not a curated record. Gene Ontology annotation, molecular function: aminopeptidase activity. The transcript has a single exon. Lineage: Eukaryota; Fungi; Ascomycota; Sordariomycetes; Hypocreales; Nectriaceae.